Messenger RNA from Mesorhabditis spiculigera, 1062 nucleotides. Lineage: Eukaryota; Metazoa; Nematoda; Chromadorea; Rhabditida; Rhabditidae. The record is from the annotation of a GenBank genome assembly.
AUGGGCGGCCGCCCGUGCUACCGUACCCAGCUGCUCAUUUAUUUGUUCCUAGUCCUCAUCAUUCUUCAUCUCUAUCUUCGGCAAGACACCUGUGAAAAUCAACUGCAAAGAAGUUUUCUGAGCCUUCCGGUCUUCGAAACGACGUCAGAGGAUUUUUCGGUACCCUCAACGUCAGUGAAAACCAUCGAAGAAACCCCAUUUUCUAUAAAAUUCAAGAACGCUAAUUUCAAAUCGACCUACCGUAUCCUGCCAGAAGCAACCAACUGCUCCUCAGCCCUCCUCCUCGCCGUCGUCCUCUCCCAGGCCAAACAUUUCAAAAUCCGUGAGACAAUCAGGGAGACCUGGGGAAGAGUGGAAACAAAAAUGGAACCCAAUCUCAAGGUCUUGUUCAUAAUCGGUCGCGGGCGCCCCGAGGAAAAUAUGCUAAUUUACGAGGAGGCCGAAGAAUAUGGCGAUAUUCUAGUAAUAUCUUCGCCGGAUACUUAUCGUAAUUUGGUGCAUAAAUCCCUCGCUCUCUUCUACUAUCAUCAGACGUACUGCCCGACCAGAUACUUGCUAAAGAUUGACGACGACGUCCUCUUCGAUUUCAGCAGAUUUUUCCACUUCCAAGCAAAGGGCAAGAUCCCCGAAAAUCCGCCGGCCAUCUUCGGCAAGCUCUGGCGGAGGUCGAAGCCCUUUCGAAACCCGAAACAUCGAUGGUAUAUCUCGCCACGACACUUUGAUCACAAGUUCUUGCCGUCAUUUUGCGGCGGGCCCUCUUAUAUUCUAACGCGAGGCGCCGUUGCUCAACUGCUGAAUUCGACGCGAAACGUUCCUUUCAUCUAUAAUGUAGAAGACGUCUUGCUCACCGGUAUUCUAGCUGAAGCAGCCGGAGUCAAACGCAUCGAUAUGCCACGUUCGGUACACCCAAAUGAUCGUCUUUUAAAGCCAAACCCAUACGGGAUUAAAUGUGACAUGGACGGGGUACCGUACCUUUUUGCUGUCCAUGGCCGGAAAACGCCAGCUACGAUACGUAGCGGUUGGGAGAAGCUCUCUAGCUUAAAUUGCACCUACAAAUAUCCG